This is a messenger RNA of Glycine soja, 3048 nucleotides long. Its product is annotated as chromatin assembly factor 1 subunit FAS1-like. Gene Ontology annotation, biological process: nucleosome assembly. The coding region runs from base 239 to 2785 and encodes 848 amino acids. The transcript has 12 exons. Lineage: Eukaryota; Viridiplantae; Streptophyta; Magnoliopsida; Fabales; Fabaceae. Gene Ontology annotation, cellular component: nucleus; CAF-1 complex. The record is from RefSeq and is a predicted model, not a curated record.
GUCCUUUGGGAUGUCCGAAAACUACAUCUGCAAAACUGGAGCCAAAAACGCGUUUGGCGCCAAACUCGAAAAACUUCUUUCCCUUUUAUCGUUGUUUAUAUUUCAAACACUGCCAUUUCGUCUUCCACUCACCCACACACCACAUCGGAGCAAUUAGGGUUCGUAGAUUCCGUUAUCUUCUUCUCAGAUUUCACAUUUGCGGUUCCAUUCUCCGUUUCCGAACGCUCGAGAGGUGGAAAUGGCAUCGCCGACCGAGGUUAUCGACGUCGGCGCCCAAAACGCUCCUACUCCUACUCCACCUCCUCCUCUUCCACCGCAAGAUCCGAAAUCGAAUCGCGCCAAGACCAUCAUGCGGAAGCGGAAGAAGGUUCCCUCGUUGCUGCAAAACCUAAAGAGCUACGAGGAGAAGCAAGCGCACAUCGAAACCCUCGAGAAGGAGCUCGACGCGCUGUUCCGCUACUACCAAGAAGCCAUGGCUCAGAAAGUGCGUGUCGAGCUGAGCCAGUGCGGUGGUUCGCGAAAUGUUGUCGUCGCGGCGCUGAUGGAGGAGAGCUACCUUCCACUGUCGAAGCUCGUGGACGAGAUUCACGACAAGUUGAACGGAGAAGUAAGUAACGGCGCAAUCGUGCUGGCGGAGCCUGUGACCUACGCGACGGUGAAGAGUAGCGCGUUGUUUGUGGGACAGAGAGUGUCGUACGGCGUGCCAAACGCUGAUGCUGAUGUAUUGGAGGACCAUGCCGAGUCGUGUCUCUGGUGUUGGGAGACUAGGGAUUUGAAAUUGAUGCCAAAAUCCGUUCGAGGAGAGCUCAGUGUUCGACGCACUUGCCGGAGAAGGAUCCAUGAGAGGAUUAUGGCUAUCUCUGAAAUGAUAGCAGCUCUGAAAAAGCUAGAGAGUGAACCUGAUUACAAUCAAGGCUUAAUUAAGGCAUCGGCAAAGCUCAAUAAAGCUUUUCCCGAAGCAGAUAUCCGCUUGUUAGUGGAUGGCUUGUUGCAGAAGAACAGUGAAGACAUGGACAAGAAAAGAACAAGCCAAGAAAAUAAAUUGCUAAUUAAGCAGUUGGAGAGAAAUAGAAAAGAAGCUGAAAAAGAGAAAGAGAAAGAAAGCAUGCACAAUGAACUGCAAAGAGAAACACUGCUCAAUGAAUCAGAUUUAAAAUUGUCACAAGAUGAGGCAAGAAAUGGUGAGAAAUCUUCUGAAAAGAAAAAACAGAUAAAGAAACAGGUAGAUGAGGCAGAAAAGGAUCAACGGCGUAGAGAGAAAGCAGAAGCUGAAUUAAAAAAGAAGCGGAGUUUACAAAAGCAAGCCUCAAUUAUGGAGCGUUUUCUGAAAAGAAGUAAAAUUAUUCCCUCAUCUCCAUCAUCUGAGAAGGACAUAGUUUCAACUAAAUCAACUGCAUCUGAUUUGCCAAGCAGCAAGAGUGAAAGUUUGUUUGAGUCAGCUACACUUUCAAUGGAUUGUACUCUUGCAUCAAGCAGGGAUGUUAUGCUUGAAGAUAUUCGCAAGACACAAUUUUCUUCAUGGCGCUCUUUAGGACAAUCAUUGCGCUCAAACAGAAAACAGAGAUGGGGCUUACGCCAGAAACCUCGGACUGAAGUUUUUAAGGAACUUAAGCUGAGUGCCAUUAAAACUGCUGUUCAAGAUGUUGAGUUGGACACGGAGAAACAUGUUGACAGAUUGGGAGAAUGCAGUUCUGAUAUCAGUUCAUGCCCAAUGAAUGCAGAUAGUUCUCCUGAUGCCAAGUACAGUCGGGGUAGACAAUUAUUGCAGUUUGAUAAAUCUCAUAGACCUGCCUUUUAUGGUGUUUGGCCUGCAAAAAGUCAUGUUGUUGGACCACGCCAUCCUUUAAGGAAGGAUCCAAGCCUGGAUUAUGAUGUCAGCAGCGAUGAGGAAUGGGAAGAGGAGGAACCUGGUGAAAGUCUUUCUGAUUGUGAUAAAGAUGAAGAGGAAUGUCAAGAGGAAUGUACAAAGUCUGAUGAAGAAAGUGAAGAUGGGUUCUUUGUACCAGAUGGAUAUCUUUCUGAGGAUGAGGGUGCACAAGUGGACAGAAUGGAAAUAGAUGAUGACAUUGACGGGGCUGAUAGCUCCCCUAGCUGUAAGAAUGACAUAGAGAGCGAGGAAUUUUGUGCUUUACUUCGGCAGCAGAAAUAUCUAAAUAAUUUGACAGAGCAUGCUCUCCGGAAAAAUCAACCCUUGAUUAUAUCAAAUUUGAUUAAUGACAAGGACCUUUCAUCUGAUCACAAUAUUAGUGGUACUCCUAAGCUGGAGCAGAUGUGCUUGCAAGCCUUGAGUAUGUAUGUAAUUCCUGGCAUCUCAUGUAUAGAAAUAUAUGUGGAUAAAAUGCAAGACGAGGACCAAGAAGUCUGCCUCUCUACUGGUAAAAGUGGUGCUAGUCCAAUAUCUGGUGUAGCUGUCAUACCUGACUCAGACCUACCCAUAAUUGUGACUACUAUUCAAAGUUGUUCUCAAGGUAUGAAUAAAGUGUUAGUGUCUUUGCAACAGAAGUUCCCUUCUGUAUCUAAGUCCUUAUUGAAGAAUAAAGUGCGUGAAGUAUCUGACUAUGUUGAUAACCGCUUGCAGGUGAAGAAAGAAGUUCUGGAUAAGCUUGGCUCGGCAGUUAAACCUGAAAAAAGCAGUGGGGGACCAAGGAGCAUUGCUGCAUUUUUUUCAAAAAGGUGCUUGCCCCCGACUGGGGAAGGUUCGAAACCUGGUGAAACUUCACCACUGCCACCCCUGAAAUCAUCUUCUGCCAUUGAUGAACGACCGCAAAGUUCAUAUAACAUAUAAUCUCUGACAUCUUGUUGCUCAGUGGCAUUUUACUAUUUUCAGAUUUCUUAGUACCGACUCUGUAAAAGUUGGAGAUAGUGUGGGGUUGCACUUGAUGCUCGUUUACCACUGUAGGCAAGUUCCUGAUUACCAUUGUCAAUGCUCCCUCGACUUUGUUUUGCUAGCUUGUACUUGAUAAAAGUUUAUGUUAACUUAUUGUAAAAAGAGAAUACUGUUUGCACCCCAUUUUUUUUCGAUUCUUUUAUUAAGCCUCUUUGCGUGAU